Canis lupus familiaris (dog) is the source of this 1797-nucleotide messenger RNA. RefSeq names its product arylsulfatase family member J (gene ARSJ). The record is from RefSeq and is marked provisional. Lineage: Eukaryota; Metazoa; Chordata; Mammalia; Carnivora; Canidae.
AUGGCCCCCGGGGCCCCUGCGGGGCCUGCGCCUCCGCCGCCAGCCUGGGUCGGGCCGGGAAGGAUGCUAGCGAUGGGGGCGCUGGCAGCCGUCUGGGUCCUCAGCCUCCUCACCUACGGUUACCUGUCCUGGGGCCAGGGCUUGGAGGAAGAGGAGGAAGGGCCCUUGCGAGCUCAGUCUGGAGAGAUCCCGGAGCCCAGCACAACUGCCACCUCCCAGCCCCAUCUCAUUUUCAUCCUAGCGGAUGAUCAGGGAUUUAGAGAUGUGGGUUACCACGGCUCUGAGAUAAAGACGCCCACCCUGGACAAGCUCGCGGCCGAAGGAGUUAAACUGGAGAACUACUAUGUCCAGCCUAUUUGCACACCGUCCAGGAGUCAGUUUAUUACUGGAAAGUAUCAGAUACACACCGGACUUCAACAUUCUAUCAUAAGACCUACCCAACCCAACUGCUUACCUCUGGACAAUGCAACCCUACCUCAGAAGCUAAAGGAGGUUGGAUAUUCAACACAUAUGGUUGGAAAAUGGCACUUGGGUUUUUAUAGAAAAGAAUGUAUGCCCACCAAGAGAGGAUUUGAUACAUUUUUUGGUUCCCUCUUGGGAAGUGGUGAUUACUAUACACACUACAAAUGUGACAGUCCUGGGAUGUGUGGCUACGACUUGUAUGAAAAUGACAAUGCUGCCUGGGACUAUGACAAUGGCAUAUACUCCACACAGAUGUACACUCAGAGAGUUCAGCAGAUCUUAGCUUCCCAUGACCCCAGAAAGCCUAUAUUUUUAUAUAUUGCCUACCAAGCUGUUCACUCACCGCUGCAAGCCCCUGGCAGGUAUUUUGAACACUACAGAUCCAUUAUCAACAUAAAUAGGCGGAGGUAUGCAGCCAUGCUUUCCUGCUUAGAUGAAGCAAUCAACAAUGUGACUCUGGCUCUGAAGACAUAUGGUUUCUAUAACAAUAGCAUCAUCAUAUACUCUUCAGAUAAUGGCGGCCAGCCCACAGCAGGAGGAAGUAACUGGCCUCUCAGAGGUAGCAAAGGAACGUACUGGGAAGGAGGCAUUCGGGCUGUUGGCUUUGUGCAUAGUCCACUUCUGAAAAACAAGGGCACAGUGUGUAAGGAGCUGGUGCACAUCACUGACUGGUACCCCACUCUGAUUUCACUGGCUGAAGGACAAAUUGAUGAGGACAUCCAACUGGAUGGCUAUGAUGUCUGGGAAACCAUAAGUGAGGGCCUUCGUUCACCCCGGGUGGAUAUUUUGCACAACAUUGACCCCAUUUAUACCAAGGCGAAAAAUGGCUCCUGGGCAGCCGGCUAUGGGAUCUGGAACACGGCCAUCCAGUCAGCCAUCAGGGUGCAGCACUGGAAACUGCUUACAGGAAACCCUGGCUACAGUGACUGGGUCCCCCCUCAGUCUUUCAGCAACCUGGGACCCAACCGGUGGCACAACGAGCGAAUUACCUUGUCGACUGGCAAGAGCGUCUGGCUCUUCAACAUCACAGCUGACCCAUAUGAGAGAGUGGACCUAUCGCACAGGUAUCCUGGCAUCGUGAAGCAGCUCCUGCGGAGGCUCUCCCAGUUCAACAAAACCGCAGUGCCUGUCAGGUACCCCCCCAAAGACCCCAGAAGUAACCCUCGGCUCAAUGGAGGAGUCUGGGGACCAUGGUAUAAGGAGGAAUACAAGAAAAAGAAGCCAAGCAAAAAUAAGGCUGAGAAAAAGCAGAAGAAAAGUAAGACAAAGAAGAAACAGCAGAAAGCAGGUUCAUUUCCAAAUUGCCGUGCAGGUGUUUGCCAUUACCGUGGAUAA